This is a messenger RNA of Trematosphaeria pertusa, 824 nucleotides long. RefSeq lists its product as uncharacterized. Bases 35 to 361 code for a protein of 108 amino acids. Lineage: Eukaryota; Fungi; Ascomycota; Dothideomycetes; Pleosporales; Trematosphaeriaceae. The transcript has 2 exons. The record is from RefSeq and is a predicted model, not a curated record.
ACCAUCCCGUCGUGCAGACAGGUUCGAUAGGUCCAUGUCACCAAGCCAAGAUCCACGAAGGCUCUCGCGCUCUCGUUCGCCUUCUCGAACUCCACCGCGUUACCGACGCCGCAAUGCUAGGUCUCGAUCAAGCGAACGGUCUGUAACCCCAUCAUCUGAGCGACUGAGGGAGAGGAGACGUAGACGUUCCUAUUCUUCUGAAGACGAAACAAGUGACUCAAGGGCUGAUGUUCAAUUGAAGCGAAAGCGGUCACCGAGUUCAAGCCGGUCAAGGUCGCGGAGUAGAUCCGCGCGCGGACGCCGCAGGCUCUCGCGCUCACCUACAGGGUCAACACCAGGGAGGCGAUCCUCAGAAGAAUAGGUUCGUAUAUGGAAACCCUUCACCCCCCUCAUUUUCAAAUAUUACUGCGGUUACUACUUUCUUAGUUCUGAGCUGCCGAAAGCCAUGUCGUGGAGGUACUAGUCGGCGAAUUAUCGCAGACCCAAUCCACCGCCCGCGAUCAGACCUGGACCCCGACUCAACCACCCUCUGGAAAACAGACUCAGUCAAAGCCAUCGACUCAUGCUUGGCUACCGGACGUUCGAUCUGCCUUAAUUGGUUUCUCUUACGGGAAUUCGAAUCGGUGCCGGACUUUAAGUGGAUGAUGAAUAUAUGGCAGAGCAUAGGACUGCAUGCGUCAAGGCCAAUGUAUAGUAGACUCUUCUGCCAAGAUAAUCAUAUGGCAAUACGCCAACCACUUCUAUCUUCCCUGCUUGCUUCUUUCAUAUUCUGCUCCGCGAACACCGCAUACUCGAUAAGAUUGGGGGCAUGGAGCUAACCAAUC